Pipra filicauda (Wire-tailed manakin) is the source of this 5167-nucleotide messenger RNA. RefSeq names its product integrin subunit alpha 9 (gene ITGA9). Lineage: Eukaryota; Metazoa; Chordata; Aves; Passeriformes; Pipridae. Gene Ontology annotation, molecular function: integrin binding. The transcript has 27 exons. Bases 134 to 3325 code for a protein of 1063 amino acids. The record is from RefSeq and is a predicted model, not a curated record. Gene Ontology annotation, cellular component: integrin complex; external side of plasma membrane. Gene Ontology annotation, biological process: integrin-mediated signaling pathway; cell adhesion mediated by integrin; cell-cell adhesion.
GGCCGGGCGGAGACGCGGGGCGGGCAGGAAAGCGCCGCGCCAGCUUGGAGUCGUCGUCGGGGGCAGUGCGGGCUUGGCGGGUUGGGGCUCGUCGCUUAGAGGCGCCUGUACGGGCUGCUUCGGGGCUCGCAGGAUGCCGGCAGCGCGACGGCGCGGAGUGCGAGUGCUGUGGCCGCUGCUGUGGGUGGCCCUGGUGCGCUGCUACAACGUGGACGUGGGGCGCCCCGUGGUUUUCCAGGGUCCCAACGGCUCCUUCUUCGGGUACUCGGUGCUGCAGCACUACCACGACAGCACGCGGUGGGUCUUGGUUGGUGCUCCGAAGGCAGAAUCUAAAUACAGCACCUCUGUUCAGUCCCCAGGAGCAGUGUUUAAAUGUCGAGUCCAUACCAAUCCUGACAGAAGAUGCACAGAACUGGAUAUGGGACGAGGCAAUUCUCGGGGCACACCCUGUGGAAAGACCUGUAAAGAAGACAGAGAUGAUGAAUGGAUGGGUGUGAGCCUGGCUAGACAGCCAAAGGCUGGUGGAAGUGUGCUGGCAUGUGCACACCGCUGGAAAAACAUCUACUAUGAGACAGAGUACAUCUUGCCCCAUGGCUUCUGCAACAUCAUUCCUCCCAACUUGCAGUCCAAUGGGAGACAGCUCUUACCCUGCUAUGAAGAGUACAAGAAGAAAUAUGGGGAGGAGCACGGUUCAUGCCAGGCAGGGAUCGCAGGCUUCUUCACCGAGGAGCUGGUCAUCAUGGGGGCACCAGGAUCGUAUUAUUGGACAGGAACUGUCAAAGUACUGAAUCUCACUGACAACACAUAUUACAAGCUGAAUGAUGAUACCGUGAUAGCCAGGCGGUACACAUACCUUGGAUAUGCGGUGACAGCAGGUCAUUUCUCUCAGCCAACUACCACUGACAUUGUAGGAGGAGCUCCCCAGGAUGGAGGCAUUGGAAAGGUUUAUAUUUUUAGAACAGACAGACGAUCAGGCUCUCUAAUAAAGAUUUUUCAGGCUUCAGGAAAAAAGAUGGGCUCUUACUUUGGCUCCUCCUUAUGUGCAGUUGAUCUGAAUUCUGAUGGGUUGUCAGACCUGCUGGUUGGAGCACCUAUGUUUUCUGAGAUCAGAGAUGAGGGUCAAGUCACAGUCUAUAUCAACAGAGGAAACGGAGUGCUGGAGGAGCAGCUCAUCCUGGAUGGUGACAGCGCUUAUAAUGCACACUUUGGGGAGACCAUAGCCACCCUUGGUGACAUUGAUGACGAUGGCUUCCCAGAUGUUGCCAUUGGAGCACCUAAGGAGGAUAACUACGUAGGAGCAGUGUACAUUUACCAUGGGGAUUCCAAUGGUAUUAUACCUCAAUACUCUAUGAAGCUGUCUGGGCAAACAAUAAACCCAAAGCUGCGUAUGUUUGGCCAGUCCAUAUCAGGGGGAGUUGAUAUGGAUAGCAAUGGUUAUCCAGAUAUGACUGUUGGAGCCUUCUUGUCAGACAGUGUGGUACUUCUGAGAUCCAGGCCUGUCAUUACCGUGGACAUCUCCAUUUUCCUGCCCGUAUCUAUCAAUAUCACAGCUCCUCAGUGCCAUGAUGGCUUGCAGCCAGUGAACUGCCUCAAUGUCACAGCAUGCUUUCGCUUCAGCGGCAAGCAUGUUCCUGGAGAAAUAGGUUUGAAUUAUAACUUGACUGCUGAUGUGGCAAAGAAGGAAAAGAGCCAUCAACCCAGAGUUUACUUUGUGACUUCUGGAGAAACAGCAGGGCAGAUCACAGAGAAGUUACAACUGUCAUAUAUGCAGGAAAAGUGCGAGCAUUACCUAGCAUAUGUCAAGAAAAGAGUCGAAGACGUCAUCUCUCCAAUUGUAUUUGAAGCUGCGUACAACCUUUGGGAACAUGUGAUAGAAAGAGGAAAAGAGGACAAGGAACUACCUGCUCUCAAGCCCAUUCUCCGUUGGAAGAAAGGACAAAAGAUAGCACAAAGGAAUCAGACUGUUUUUGAGAGGAACUGUCAAUCUGAUGAUUGUGCUGCUGAUUUAAAACUUCAUGGUAAAUUACUACUGUCGAGUGUUGAUGACAGAACUGCCUACCUGGCCCUGGGAGCAGUGAGGAACAUCUCGCUUAACAUUUUCAUCUCUAACAUUGGGGAUGAUGCCUAUGACACCAACGUUUUCUUCAAUUUUUCUGGGGAGCUCUUCUUCAUCAAAAUGUGGCAAAAGGAGGAGCUGGGCAUUGCCUGUGAGUUGCUGGAAUCAGAUUUCCUCAAGUGCAGUGUGGGAUUUCCUUUCAUGAGAUCAAAUUCUAGGUAUGAGUUCAGUGUGAUCUUUGACACAAGCCACUUGUCUGGGCAGGAAGAAACGCUUACCUUCCUUGUCACUGCCCAAAGUGGAAACCUAGAACGCAGUGAAUCUCUGCAUGAUAAUAUUCUAACCCUGUCGGUACCUCUGAUGCAUGAAGUGGCUUCAUCCAUCAAUGGAGAAGUCUUCCCUACUUCAUUUUUCUAUGGUGAUUCUGUGGAAGUGUCCAACUUUGUUCAGUUGGAAAACCAUGAAUGCCUUUUCCAGUCUCUCAACUUCACCCUGCAGGUUUACAAUGCUGGACCAAGCACUCUCCCUGGAGCUUUUCUUGACAUUUCAUUUCCAAACCGCCUCUCUGCCACUGGAGACGAAAUAUUUCAUAUUCAACAGAUGAUGGUUGGCCAGGACAAAGGAAGCUGUUCUUUCCACAGAAACCACAGCCCAUGUGUUGUUCCUCAAGAGAAUGAAAAUAUUUUCCACACAAUAUUUGCUUUUUUCACAAAGUCUGGCAGAAAAGUAUUGGAUUGUGAAAGACCAGGCAGGUCCUGCUUAAUUAUACACUGCAACUUAAGCUCACUACCCAAAGCAGAGUCCUGUGAUAUAAGUAUCUACAUGCUGCUGAAUACUGAGAUACUCAAGAAGGACAGUUCCUCGGUCAUCCAGUUUGUCACAAGGGCAAGGUUGAGGAUGGAUGGUGACCUCAGAGUUGUGGAGGUGCCGAGUGGGAGCCCACAAGAAAAAUCAGGCAAGAAGGAGGACCCAGGGAACUACCAGCCAGCCAGACUCACCUCAGUUCCUGGAAAGAUGAUGGAGCACCUCAUUCUGGAGGCCAUCUCUAUCCACAUGGAGGAAAAGAAGGUGAUCAGGAGUAGUCAGCAUGGAUUCACUAAAGGUAAAUCAUGCUUGACCAACCUGAUUGCCUUCUACAAUGAGACAACUACCUGGAUGGAUGAGGGGAGAGAAGAGGAUAUUGUCUGCAUUGACUUAGCAAGGCUUUUGACACUUGUCUCUCACAAUAUCCUCAUAGGCAAACUCAGGAAGUGUGGACUGGAUGAGUAGACAGUGAGGUGAAUUAAGAACUUGCCGAAGAGCAGAUCCCAGAGGGUCAUAAUCUGUGGCAUAAGGUCUAGUUGGAGGUCUGUCACUAGUGGGGUCCCUGAAGUUCAGUACUGGGUCCAGUAUUGUUUAACUUGCUCAUCAGUGACUUGGAUAAAGGGACAGAUACCUCCUCAGCAGGUUCACUGCCAACACAAAGCUGGAAGAAGUGAACGAUACCCCAGAAGGUUGCACAGCCCUUCAAAAGAACCUUAAUGGGUUGGAGAGAUGGGCAGAGAAGAACUGUCUGAAUUUCAAAAAAAGGUAAAUGCAGGGUCCUGCACCUGGGGAGGAAUAACCCUAUGCAACAGUACAGUCUGACAGCUGACCUGCUGGAAAACAACUCUGCUUAGAAGGACCUGGGAGUCCUGGUGGACAACAAGCUGUCCAUGAGCCAGCACUGUUUCCUUGUGGCCAGUGGUAUCUUGGGGUGCAUUAGGUCUUCCUAAUUGUCAGAUCGCAAGGGAGGUGAUCCUGGCCAUCUACUCAGCCCAGGUGAGGCCACAUUUGGUUUAAUGUCCACUUCUGGGCUCCGUAGUACAACAGAGAUGUGAAGCUCCUGGGGCAGUUGCAGUGAAGGGCAGUGAAGAUGAUUAAGGCACUGGAGCAUCUCUCUUAUGAGUGUAGGCUGAGGGAACUGGGCCUAUUUAGUCUCAAGAAGAGAUGACUGAAAGAGGACCUCAUCAGUGUCUGUAAGUAUCUGAAGGGAGGAUGUCAAGGGAAUGGACCAGGUUCUGCUCGGUGGUGCAGAACAAUGGGACAGGAGGCAACGGGCAGAAACUGGUGCACAGCAAGUUCCACCUGAAUCUGAGGAAGAAGUUCUUUACUAUGCAGGUGACUGAGCACUGGAACAGAUUGCUCAGAGAGGUUGUGGAGUGUCCCUCACUGGAGAGAUUCCGGUACCAUCUGGAUGUAAUUGUGUACAAUGUGGUCUGGGAUGACCCUGCUUGAGCAGGGAGGUUGGACCAGAUGACCCACUUUGGUCCCUUCCAACUUUACCCAUUCUGUGAUUCUGUGAAAUGCCUGAUAACAUCUCACUGAUAGAAAUAAGCGGUGUGUGUAAAUCAGCUAAUGUUCAAAUUCCUCCUCCAGAAAAACUGGUCUUAAUCAGCAUUAACCUGAGAUGAAAGGAUCUCUGAUCCUGAAACUGCGAUGAAGGAUCUCUGACUACUUCUUUAUGGGAACACCUUGACAAAAUAUAGCCCUUCUCACCCGCUUUCUCUCAUCUGUAGCUGUAAUUUUUGUGUCUGUUUGCUGAGGAUGCGUACAGAAACAGAAAUGUUCAUUAGUGGGAUCUUGGGAGGCUGUCCUAUCCUGUCUACCACUCAAAGCAGGGCUGUUGCCUGCACUCACUCAGGAUCCCCAUGGCUUUCUCUGAGGCUUGGAAAUGGGCAGGGUUGGAGAACUGAGGGCCUCUUUGGCCCCUGUACCAGUGCUGCCAUCUCCUUCCUUUUGCAGCCUUUUCCUGAAUGCCCACCUUCAACAUUCACAUGAGUUGCAUGGUAUUGCAUUCCCUGUGCUGUCUCACAAAUGAAACUGUUUGAACAGGGUCAGCAGUGAGUGAAUGUAUCUAAUGGGUCUUUCAUUAGCCUCUUAAAGAUGUGUAUCUUGGGAUUGUGUAAUUGUAUGUGGCUGCAACUCCUGGAUUUUCACUCACUUUUAGCAAAUAAUUUUUUUUUUAAUUUAACAAUUCAUGUCUACAAAAUACUUUUGACAUUUUUAAGCAAAGAUGAUGAAAGUGGUUUGUGGAGGAGGAAGAAAAGCUAACUACUUCAUUUUGUAAAACAAAGCCAGACUAACCAAAUG